Poeciliopsis prolifica (blackstripe livebearer) is the source of this 2244-nucleotide messenger RNA. RefSeq names its product heparin-binding EGF-like growth factor a (gene hbegfa). The record is from RefSeq and is a predicted model, not a curated record. The transcript has 6 exons. Lineage: Eukaryota; Metazoa; Chordata; Actinopteri; Cyprinodontiformes; Poeciliidae. Gene Ontology annotation, biological process: positive regulation of cell population proliferation; epidermal growth factor receptor signaling pathway; positive regulation of mitotic nuclear division. Bases 236 to 955 code for a protein of 239 amino acids.
CUGCCCUGCACAGCAGAGCCGCUCCGACCUCCAAAGCACAUCUAGAGCUCCCGAACAGGCGGAAUUAACCUCGAAAGACUAAAAAAAAAAAAAAAAAACAGAAAGAAAAGAAAUAAAGAAAGCAAAAAAAUUAAAAAAAUAAAAGAGACAUCCAGGGGGAAAAAGUUGGAGAGCAAAGGAUAUUUACUGGAAUACAACAAAUCUAAUUUUCAUUUUGUUGGAAUAUUUUGACACCAUGAGGAUUUUCCCCUUUGUGCUCCUGCUUGUUCACAGUUUGGUUGUGUCCAGACUGGCCAGUGGGGCUGCGGUCGACCGGCAUGAGGGCGACAGGCAGCGGCACACGUCUGUCUUCAACCUCUUAGACACAACCAGGGACCGGAGGUCCGAGGAGCGCACAGGGGCCACAACAGUGCAGCGUGGCCCCGAAGGCAAGGAAGAGGAGGAGGAAGAGGAGGAGGAUGAUGGAUACUACUACGAUGAUGAGUCUGACUACGAAAUGUCUGGAGACUACGACAUGGAAACGCCACGAGUCGCCAUGUCAAGCAAACCCAAAGACCCAUCAUCCCUCCCGGAGCCCCAAAACACAGAAGAAACCCGUAGAAGGGGAAAGGGAAUAAAGAAAGGGAAAGGAAAGGGAAAGAAGAGGAAUCCAUGUCUGAAAAAGUACAAGGACUUGUGCAUUCAUGGCACCUGCCAGUACCGGAGGGAAAUCCGUGGGCCGACUUGUAUCUGCGAUGCAAAUUACUCUGGCGAAAGGUGCCAGUUGUUCACGCUGCCUGUCUAUACCUCGGAGGGCUACAGCAGGACCACGGCUUUGGCAGUGAUAGCUGUGGUGCUUUCAUCCGUCUGCCUCACCAUCAUCGGCCUCUUGUUGAUGCUGAGGUUUCACAAGCGUGGAGCGUAUGACGUAGAGAGCGAGGAGAAGGUGAAGUUGGGGCUGGCGUCCAACAACUGAAACCACAAACAGAGGCAUAAAUGCAGAAAUUCUACCUCAAACUGGAAAAACAGAAGCGUACUGCAACGGGAGGUCCAGGAGGAAACAUGAACGUAUGCGCUGAUGGGAGCGGAGAGCGCUCAGAUGGAUGUUCGACAUCUGGCCAGCUGUGGGCGACCGGAUCGGUCACCCCACAGGCGUCCACUAGAGUAGGGGGGCAUCUUCCGGGAAGGGAAAUACGGAACGGCUUAGAAGACGGACUGAAGAUGGGAUCGGCAGGAAGAAAACAAGAAGGAGGGAUGAUGUUUAGACUCUGCUCUGCUUCGUGACUGUGUGAAAAGAAAACGUUUCAAGUGGAACUGAAACCUUUAAACAGCAAGGAUAGCUCAAUAUGGACUCUUUUUCUCUCGCGAGAAAAUGUUUUGUAUUUUUCCUGCACACCUUUUAUUUUCCUGUACAGUAAACGUUAUAUUUAUAAGUUUAAUUUAUUUAUUUAAAUGUAUUUAUAGGGAUAUUAUUCCCUCAAGUAGUUUUUAAAAUUGUAAUGUUACAAUUCUUUUUUAUAUUUGCUAUUGAACAAUAUUUAUAAAACAAAACAGGCAAAAAGCAAUAUCGCAAAAAAGCUCUUUGCCUUUAUUUACAAUUUUCUUUGUGUAUCCAUCUUUAUCCAAUUCUGGCAAAUCCAAAGUGAUCCAAAGCACUGUAAUUAUUAAAUUCCAAAUAAAAUGUUUAUUUGGGUAAUUUCUUUUUAUUAUUAUUUUUGCUUUUUGUUAAAGUAUAAACAACUCUUUGGGAGCUACCAAUAAUCAUACCAGGUGAACUCAGUUGGAAUGUAAAGCCAGGAGACCCCAUUGUGUUUUGGGGGCUUUUUGCCCAAUGGCACAUCAGAGUUGAAAAUCAGGGAGGACUCCUUCCCUCAGCUCGACUUUGUCCUGCAGGCUCAGGGAUUUGAAGGCCAGAAAGUAAAGGAGUUUCUGCGUUUGGCUUCCGUUUUCUAAAAAAAAAAAAAAAAAAGUCACCAAAGAGUUGUUUUUUUACAAGUUUCUCCAGCGACUGUACAGAUACCACGCCCUCUCUUACCUUAUGGGAUUGGAGAAUCAAUGCUGAAGUGAAAACUGGCUGUGUGGAGAGAAGCUGAAUUGUUUUUUUUUUUUGUCUUAUCAGUGGAGAAAGUGUCACGCUGCCAAAGCAAAAAAGAAAAAAAAAGUGAAUUACGGUGUUCAACCCUUUCAAAUUCUGAUUUGUCAUUGUUGAAGUGAUGAUUUGUGAUUGAUUUGUUCAUUGCAAAAUAAAAAAUAUAUGUAUCUUGA